UAAUGCUAAAUGGUUAAAGAACUCUUUGCUUUUAGCUUAUUAACCCUUUUUAACGGUUAGGGGUGAAACAACAGAAGCUUUAGAAUAACGGACAGAUCAAUACGUCCACGUCCUUCUGUCUUCACCUCAGGACCAGACAACCAGACAAGGACGCAGAGGACACUUCCUGUUGCCUUUGAGCGGCGCCGAGGCCGACGUCUCGACCACGAUCCGACUCACGGGAAGAAAUCCAUCAAAACGCCAUGUCCUCGCCCCCCCUCCCCAUGCCCUCCCUCCCCCCCAGCCCCCUCGCCAUGGAGUACCUCAACGACUUUGACCUCCUGAAGUUCGAGGUGAAACCGGACACUCCUCCGGGCGUCUACCCCAAAUCCGGCCUCGCCCCCGACCCCUCCAGCUCGCCGUAUACCGGCCAGCCCCCGCCGGACUCCAGCCUGAGCUCCAGCCCCUACGACUCGCUGCCGCCCUCGCCCACGCUCAGCGACGCCCACCCGCCGCCCUCGGGCUCCUCCUCGUCCUCCUCCAUCUCCUUUCCGCUAUCCAUCUCCAACAGCUUCACCUCGGGCAUCAGCUCCGGCUCCCAGGGCAACGCGGGGGGCAGCCCGGCCCACGCGGGGCCCCCGGGGGCCGCCCCGGCCUCGCUGGAGGACCUCAUCUGGCUGGCGGCGCUGCAGCAGCAGUUCGGUGGCGAGGUGGCGGGGCCCGCCAACCUGCUGGGGGCCCUGGGAGGAGAGCCGGAGCGGGGGGGCGACAGGGAGAGGGGGCCGGUCAACGGCUUCCUGGGCUGCGAGGACGCCGUGGAGGCGCUGCUAAACUCGGCCGCAGCGGCCGUCAGCUCCCAGUUCCCAGGUCUUUCCCAGAGUUCGAGCAGCAACCUGGGAGACUCCAGCAGCGACAGCGGCGCCGACAUCUCCUGCCCCAAAGGGACCGACAUGUGCCACCGGCCGCUCGUCUUCCUCCCGUCCGGCGCUCCCAACGCCGGCGCCUCCGCCGCUUACCCACAAGCCCUCAGCCCCCAGGGACGCCUUCAUCACCACCAACAUCACCAUCACCACCCGCACCACCCCAUGCAUCACCACCACCACCACCACCACCCUCAGAUCAAUCAGUGCGGGGGCGGCGACCGCUUCUCUGACGAGCAGCUGGUGAGCCUGUCGGUGCGCGAGCUCAACCGUCACCUGCGCGGCGUCAGCAAGGACGAGGUGGUGCGGCUGAAGCAGAAGCGCCGCACGCUGAAGAACCGCGGCUACGCGCAGUCCUGCCGCUACAAGCGCCUGCAGCACCGCCACGCGCUGGAGUCGGAGAAACACGUGCUCACGCAGCAGCUGGAUCAGUUACAGUGUGAGCUGACUCGAGUGCUGAGGGAGAGGGACGCCUACAAGGCUCGCUACGAGAAGCUCCUCGCCACCAGCCACGGAGACGCCCCCCCACCGCCGCCCCCCCCGCGCAGGCAACCCACCUUCCCCGCCCCCUGA
Molecule: messenger RNA, 1472 nt
Organism: Pungitius pungitius (ninespine stickleback)
Lineage: Eukaryota; Metazoa; Chordata; Actinopteri; Perciformes; Gasterosteidae
Gene: nrl
Product: neural retina leucine zipper
Exons: 4
Coding region: 243-1472 (409 amino acids)
Biological process (GO): regulation of transcription by RNA polymerase II
Cellular component (GO): nucleus
Molecular function (GO): RNA polymerase II cis-regulatory region sequence-specific DNA binding; DNA-binding transcription factor activity, RNA polymerase II-specific
Source: RefSeq, a predicted model, not a curated record